This is a messenger RNA of Acanthosepion pharaonis, 894 nucleotides long. The record is from the annotation of a GenBank genome assembly. NCBI's taxonomy places the organism in Eukaryota, Metazoa, Mollusca, Cephalopoda, Sepiida, Sepiidae.
AUGAUUGGGCUGAUUGCUGAAAUACCUUGUAAGGUAAAUGAGCUUGUGUUCCUCCGACAUCAUUCAUACAACACUAAAUACUUCUUUUUCAUUCCACUGUUCUUGAAAAAACUUAUAUCUAUCUAUCUAUCUAUCUAUCUAUCUCAGUCUGUUCAUAUUUAUCUAUCUAUCCCAGUUUGUUCAUAUCUAUCUAUCUAUCUAUCUAUCUAUCUCAGUCUGUUCAUAUCUAUUUAUCUAUCUAUCUAUCCAUCCAUCUAUCUAUCUAUCUCAUCUAUCUAUCUAUCUAUCUAUCUAUCUAUCUAUCUAUCUAUCAUAUCUAUCUAUCUAUCUAUCUAUCCAUCUCAGUCUGUCCAUAUCUAUCUAUCUAUCUAUCUAUCUAUCUAUCUAUCUAUCUAUCUAUCUCAGUCUGUUAUUUAUUUAUCGAUCUAUCUAUCCAAGUUUGUCCAUAUCUAUCUAUCUAUCUAUCUAUCUCAGUCUGUUCAUUCAUUUAUUUAUCUAUCCAUCCAUCUAUCUAUCUAUUGUUUAUAUCUAUCUAUCUAUCUAUCUAUCUAUCUAUCUAUCUAUCUAUGUCAGUCUGUUCAUCUAUCUAUUUAUCUAUCUAUCCAUCCAUAUUUAUCUAUCUAUCUGAGUCUGUUCAUAUCUAUCUAUCUAUCUAAUUGUAUAAGAGUUGAAGAGUUCAUCUAUUUAUCUAUCUAUCCAUCCAUCUAUCUCAUCUAUCAUAUCUAUCUAGCUAUCUAUUCAUAUAUUAUCUAUGUAUAUUAUCUCAGUCUGUUCAUUUAUCGAUCUAUCUAUCCAAGUUUGUUUAUAUCUAUUCAUCUAUCUAUCUAUCUAAUUGUAUGUAUAUCAUUGUAUCUAUCUAUCUAUCGUUAUAUAUUUCUAUCUAUCUCAGUCUGA